CAUGGCGUUUGGAGAUGCCUGGAAACAAUUAUCGUGGUUUUAUUACCAAUAUCUGCUCGUAACAGCGCUUUAUAUGUUGGAACCGUGGGAGAGAACUGUCUUCAAUACUCUGCUCAUCACAGUUACAGCGAUGGCAGUCUACACAGGUUAUGUGUUCAUGCCCCAGCACAUAAUGGCUAUAUUACACUAUUUUGAAGUGGUCCAGUGACGUCAUCUACAGUGAUCCUCAGGAUGCUCCGAUCUCCCUCUAGUGGCUGGGAAGAUGAACUGCCCUAGAACUCUAUAAUAAAUGCCUGUGAUCACUGCAAAGAAGGACAAAUGUGUAUGUUGUGGGUGAACAAAGUUGUUGAGUGAUACAAAACUGACUUAUUGUCUUGUAUGUGUGGCAAUAUAAGUGACUGUCUGCAACUGGAAAUACAAACACGCUGCCCUGUCUUUAAUUAAAUCCUUUAUAUAGAACCGUUUUUUAAAAUAAUGCUUCAGUUUUCUUUCAUGGUUUCUUCAGAUGAUGAAUAUAUUUUGAUAUAAAUGUGUAUAUUUAAUUGUAUACAUAUUUGGGAGGUUGUAUAGAGAUUCAUUUUGACUGACCUAAAUCACUUGGUUUGCCAUAGUGGAAUGAUGAAUUAUUGAUCCACUGGAAAUCUAUUUUUAUCAGCACUGUGAGUCAUGCGGUAAAUAAUUAUCUUUGUGAUGCUUAUGUUGAUACUUCAGGUCAUAAACCAGAAUCUGCUUUUGUGUCCGUUAACCAGAAAAAUAUUGUUAAAUGAUUCCUUUCUUUAAUUGACUUGGAAAUGUAGCCCAUGUUUUGUUCCAUUUUAUGUUGUUUUGUCCUUUUUUAUUCUCCAACUAAUUCACGUCCGUAUGGGGUUUUAACACUUUGACUUCUGUAUUAAAAUCAAUGUCAUGACCAAGUUUUAAUCAAUGUAUAUAUUUACUUGAUAUUAUCAUUAUUGGAACAAAUAUGUUGCUUAUACCAAAAAAUGGCAGUUGAAUUGUGAGUAAUGGAAAAUGUAAAAAAUGUGCUCCUGGUCUCCCCUAGUUUUAUGUUAAUUUAACUAUUACUUUAAAACAGAUUUGUUAUGGACUGGGACAACAAAGUUGUGUGUAGGUGUGGUUAUAGACUCCAUAUAAAUGCAUGUUUGGUGAGCACAUGUCUAAAACUAUACAACGAUCAGCCACAACAUUAAAAGCACCUGCCUAAUAUACUGUAGGUCCCUUUGUGCCACCAAAACAGCGCCAACCUGCAGAAUAGCAUUCUGAGAUGCGGGUUGGCGCUGUUUUGGUGGCACGAGGGGGACCUACACAAUUUUAGGCAGGUGGUUUUAAUGUUGUGGCUGACCGGUGUAUAUCAUAGUUGACUAAUGUUUAUGACUUAAAGUAGAUCAAUUAACAACAUAAAACAGCCAAGCAAUGCCAAGAGCCAAUUGUUGCUUUAAAACUAGUGUUUUGUUGAGUUGGAUUACACAUUACAGUGUUUACCUUAAACUACAGAUUUUAGGACAAAAUGGCAAAAGUAUAAUUUUCAAAUCAAUUUAAACUCUUCAUAAUUUUGCUAUACCUGCACUAUAAAUAAUAAUGGUCUGAAAUUGUAAAAAAAAAAAAAGUUUAUUCAAGCUUAUUAUUAUUAUUAUUAUUAUUUUUUUUUUUAGAAUUCAAACUAGUAAGAAUUGGAAGAGAAAAAAAUUAAGCUUGAAUAAUUAUUAUUAUUUUUUUUUUUCAAUUUGAGACCAUUAGUUACUGUUACUCUAUAAAUCCUAAAGUUGCCAUUAAUAAAAACAUUUAAGUGGUCCAAAUGAAAAAAGUACUUGAAAUGUCACAUUUUGGAAUCAUAACUCAAAUAUAUGCGUUCUAACAGUACAAAAAAAAAGUACAAAAUUGUGAUUGUGAGGAACACCCAUAAGCCUUUGUGCUUGAAUAAAUGUAUGUUUGGUCAAAACAUAUUCUUAUGAAUAUUGUUGUUUUGUUGUAGCUGGUUGUUUGUUGAGAUUUUUUUGAAGUCAUGAGGGUGUUACCUCAGGUGAAAUUUUAAUUUAAAGCCAUUCUUUUUACUCAAUUGUAUUUGACAAAAGUGCAGAUUUAUGUGCACUUAGAAGUACUGAUGACAAUCCAAUGUGCCAUAUGGAUAAUCUAGAUUAGAUUGCAAUCAUAAUUUCUCUUUUUACUCUAGAAGAUGUGCUAUCACCCAAUUUAAAUAAUUCAAUA
Molecule: messenger RNA, 2202 nt
Organism: Xyrauchen texanus (razorback sucker)
Lineage: Eukaryota; Metazoa; Chordata; Actinopteri; Cypriniformes; Catostomidae
Product: serine palmitoyltransferase small subunit A-like
Exons: 2
Coding region: 2-208 (68 amino acids)
Biological process (GO): ceramide biosynthetic process
Cellular component (GO): serine palmitoyltransferase complex
Molecular function (GO): serine C-palmitoyltransferase activity
Source: RefSeq, a predicted model, not a curated record